Molecule: messenger RNA, 365 nt
Organism: Pteropus alecto (black flying fox)
Lineage: Eukaryota; Metazoa; Chordata; Mammalia; Chiroptera; Pteropodidae
Product: spectrin alpha chain, non-erythrocytic 1
Exons: 2
Coding region: 33-350 (105 amino acids)
Biological process (GO): actin cytoskeleton organization
Cellular component (GO): cell junction; plasma membrane; cell projection
Molecular function (GO): actin filament binding
Source: RefSeq, a predicted model, not a curated record
CGGGAUUGAAUUUUCACCUCCAGACUCGUUUGAUGGAGCUGCACCGCCAAUGGGAAUUACUUUUGGAGAAAAUGCGGGAGAAAGGAAUCAAACUACUGCAGGCCCAGAAGCUAGUGCAGUACUUACGAGAAUGUGAGGAUGUGAUGGACUGGAUCAAUGACAAGGAAGCGAUUGUGACUUCUGAGGAGCUGGGCCAGGACCUGGAGCAUGUGGAAGUUUUACAGAAGAAAUUUGAAGAGUUUCAGACGGAUAUGGCUGCCCACGAAGAAAGAGUUAACGAAGUGAAUCAGUUUGCUGCCAAACUCAUUCAGGUAAAUAGAUUUGUGCGUCUCACAACAUCAUUUUAUUAACUGUCUGGUGUUUGC